Oncorhynchus masou masou (cherry salmon) is the source of this 3879-nucleotide messenger RNA. It is a transcript of the gene fam149a, whose product is annotated as family with sequence similarity 149 member A. NCBI's taxonomy places the organism in Eukaryota, Metazoa, Chordata, Actinopteri, Salmoniformes, Salmonidae. The record is from RefSeq and is a predicted model, not a curated record. The transcript is spliced from 16 exons. The coding region runs from base 1 to 2016 and encodes 671 amino acids.
AUGUAUCUUAACUCCGACAAAUGGUUCCUGCUUGACAGAGAUCAGUAUCAAUGGAAGAGGCCGAGCACAAGCAGACUGCAACCGAUGCAACAGAAGGAUGACAGUUCAAAGAAAAAGCUGGUUAGCGAGAAGAGCAUUUUCUCAAACCCUUCCCUCUUCACCCGAGGCAGUCAAGGAGUGGCCAUUGCAAGUCAGCUAAGUAAGUUGUCUUCGUACCAGUCUUCCUGUGGAGGAGUGACCCCUGAGAGACUCCUCACCUGCUGGUCUGAGACUCAGAGCUGCGAUACAGGCCUCUCUACUGAACAGAGCUCUCUCUACUCAUGGAGAUAUGAUGAGUUUGACAGAGUGAACACCCAGCGUGUGCGUCAGCUAUUCAGUGAUGUGGACGAGCUGCUGUAUGAAGGGAGGGUGAACAGCAGCUCCGUGGGACUGCAGGAGGAGUGUCAGGAGUGGAACGGACACUCCCCACACCUCAGAAUUCUGGGUAAUCAGUUGGAGUCGCCCAAUCAGGAAGGGUUUCAGUACGUUCACAGGAGAGUGGAGGCCAGUGGAGGGAGAGGGAGUGCAGUGCUGCCCCCGUGUGUGGACAAGAGGGAGAAAUCUGGAGAGCAAAACUGCUCCAGCUCCUUCAAGUUAUGUGUUGAAGGUCACGGUCUUUCCCCAACUCCCUGCACAUUGCAGGGGGCAACCCCUCUCUCCCACUCUCUCUGUGAUCACUCAUCCCUUCUACAAGAAGAGGUCUACGAGGCAGAGGGAAGGAUGGAGGAAUUUCUUGCCUAUGAUGCCAAAGACACGGAGGAUGAGUGGGUGAGUCAGAGAGGAGUCUCGGGAUCUGUGGGGGCAGCAGGGAGAUCCGGGGUACCCCCUGUGUCUCCCCACACCUGUAUCAGGGAUGCCGUGGCUGACGAGGCCUUUGAUGACAUGUGGAGGGAGGUGGUGAACUCUCUGGGGGAGCUCCUCCACAAACACUGGCAGAGACAAAUCACUGGUGGAGCAGGUCACAGAGGAGUGUUGGAGGCUCUUGGUGGAGUCUUGGGUGAUCCCUCUCCUCACAUCAACAGUAAAUGUCAGCGUGUCCCUCUCUCCAGGGGCUCCAACACACGUAGCAUGCUGCUGUGGUCCAACUGUUGCCCCAGUACACAGGCCUCUCAGGUAUCAAGUACCUUCACGAUUAAUUUAAAUGGUGUUAUGACAAUCCAAGCUAAGCCUCUUCAACAAAGACAACAUGGAUUUGCAGAGAAGUCUCAUUGUGAUCUGGAGGACAGACCCAGCAGAGCUCCAGCCCCCACUAUGUCUCCAUCCAGGAGAGCAUGUAGUACGCCCUCCCACAGAGCCCCACGCCCAGCCCAGCGAGGCCUGCCCCUGCCCAGGCUCCAUAUCUGCUCCAGACCCAGCUCCACCUCCAGAAGUACCAGCUCCAGGGGCAGGGCCAGGAGCUGCCUCAGCCCCAGACACACUGUCCCCAGACACCAGGUCAUCAGAGGAACCAGACUUUCAAUACAGAACCAGAGGCUCCUCCCCCUCCUCCAUGCUGACCAAUCAGAGCUGGAAACCUCAGUGUGUACUGCUGCACCCAUGCAGCUCAGGGGGAGGAUUCUGCAAGGAGGACAUACCACUGUACCCAUCUCCAUCCUUCCACCCCUCAGAGAGCCCACUCUGCUGUUGGAGUCCCUGUCUCGUCCCAACACCACACACACACUCCGGUCAGACACACCCAUGAAGCGAUUGUUCACUCCCAUGGAUUUCACCUGCCACAUGAAGACUGGGAAAGGACCUCACCCAGGUGACUGUGCUCCGAUUGGAGUGACAGGCUUUGGCGUGGGUAUCACCUGCUCCGGCUCCAGCGGCUUCUCCGAGAGCACCAUGGCAACGAUGAGACGCCAGCGCCCGCUAUCCUCCUCCGUGGAAGGAGAGAGUGGGACUGAACCACUGCUGUUAGGUGUUCCUCAUCAACGUAAAGUGUUUGGUCGGUUUCCUGGUCAUGUGAAGAAGAGACUCCAGGUGGUGUUGUCAUAGCAGCACAGUCCAGACAGGAAGACCAGAAUGCAUCAGGAACACCAACACUUGGAAUUAAUGGGUGUGACUUGAUGAAGUACAGCUACGGUGAGAUUUACCAUAGAACUAACACAAGAGUUUGGACUUACGUGAUAGCUUACGUGAUAGCUAGCUAGAUAACUUACGUGAUAGCUAGCUAGCCUCCCUGACAGUGGCUAUCUAGAGGUAAGACUGCAAUGUGCAGAUAACGGGUGGACAAUAAGGACAAGGUUUUAAUUUGAAAAUACCACAUUUAGGUUGCAAUGGCAUUUAGCAGGACAAAUCUGCUUGGUUAUAUUUUAUAUCUGCCGUUUUAAUUAGAUACAUUGUAGUUUAUUUAUGUGGCAAGAGCGAUUACAGGAUAGGACAAAUGUGAUUAAAUACAUUGUCCACUACUGUUUGUUUACCUAGAUGUCGAUUUUGCAAGCUAGCUAGCAUUGUGAAGCAGUGUCUAUGCAUACAAGCAAUCGUUGAUAGUUUUUUUGUGAAAAUCUAAGUGAUAUCAAAUACAGUACACUAUGAGGCCUCCCGAGUGUCGCAGCAGUCUUAGGCACUGCAUUACAGUGAUUGCGUUGUCACUACAGACCCAGGUUAAAUCCCAUGCUGUGUUGCUGAGGCCCGCGACUGGGAGACCCAUGAGGUGGGCACAAUUGGUCUAGCGUUGUCCGGGUUAGGGAUUUGGCCGGCUGGGAUGUCCUUGUCCCAUCACCCUCUAUUGACUCCUUGUGGCAGGCCGGGCACCUGCAAGCUGACUUCAGUAGCCAGCUAGACGGUGUUUCCUCUGACACAUUGGUGCGGCUGGCUUCCAGGUUAAGCGAGCAGUGUGUCAAGAAGCAGUGCGGCUUGGCAGGGUCGUGUGGUAAAAAAAGUUGUAAAAAAUGUGCUUCUCCAAUAGCCUACAACUGUGAUCAGGGAUUUCUAUGUCAUGGCGACGUUGGCUAGCUAAGCUCGUGCAGAAACACAUCAUCAGGUUUAACGGUCAUCACGUGCCGAACUGCGCAUGUGCAUACCAUCAAAUCAAAGGGACUCCUUUAAUAUAAAGGUAUUUUUGAUUAAAAUGAAAACGUGUCACUUUCACUUGGUUGCAGUAAUAACAUGUUCAACUACUUAAGACAUUGUCUCAAAUAUAAGUUGUGUCUUUAGAUUUCGAGAAAACUAAGGAAGAAUUUUUCUCUUCUCUCACGGACCCCAAACCCUGGCCUGGUCUGCUUGGUCUUCUAUAAACCCCAAACCCUGGCCUGGUCUGCUUGGUCUUCUAUAAACCCCAAACCCUGGCCUGGUCUGCUUGGUCUUCUAUAAACCCCAAACCCUGGCCUGGUCUGCUUGGUCUAGUUCUCAAGCAUUCCCGGAAGUCUCACGAUGUUGCGCAUGUGGCGAUAUCCAACUCGGACUCAUCAUCUGGCUUCAAAAUAUAAAUCCUAACUCUUGCGGUAGUUCAAUGGUAAAUCUCAUCCGUAGCUGUAUUCUAUGCAGUCAUAACCGGAAUUUAUGGAAACAACAGGAAGAAAGGUCCAAUUGGAUUUUCAUUUUGCUAAAUUAUUCUCAAUGCAAUGUUUUUUAUUAUUACAUUGAUUGAUGAAACCAUAACAUUUAUACAGAUUAUUAGCUGCUUCUUAACACAAGAGGUCAAUACUAAAUCUAAAUUCAAUGUGGUUAAAUGCAUUUGGUAAAUGAGCCAUGUUAGGAGGAAAAACAUGAAACAUCCUACUUGUAUGUUUUCUACAGAAAUGUCAGCGUCUUGAAUACCGUAGGUUUUUCAAGGAAUGAUCAUUCAUUCAAAUAUUGUUUUGAAAUUGUAACAAAUAAUAACAAAUAAUAUUGUGUAAUGCAAUAAAUGGCUCUUUC